Molecule: messenger RNA, 651 nt
Organism: Cooperia oncophora
Lineage: Eukaryota; Metazoa; Nematoda; Chromadorea; Rhabditida; Trichostrongylidae
Source: the annotation of a GenBank genome assembly
AUGAGCGACCAGGAAUGGGACCUCCUCAUCAAUGCGCCCCAUAAAGGAAACGAUGGGAAGACCCUUCCGGUAAAGCUGGAGACGAUCGAGAAGCUCGCGAGCGACCAGCUGCAAAACAUAGCCUCCAUCAGGACAGUUAUCCAUGAUCUCUACAGGAAUUUCCUGACGGAAGAGCUAGAAAACGAGACCGUCUUCGAAAAGGAAUAUCGCGCGGCCGCAAUAGAACGUCUGCAAGCAAAUCCGCGUGCCGCGGUGAUCGAUACUCGAAAGAAGUUCUCCAUAAGAUGCUGCUGCAGCAGCGAGCACAGCUCGCGGGCGGAGAGCCCCGGAGGCCUUGAGCAUAGGGAGUUGCGCAUUGUAAAAGAGAACUCUGAGUUCGCUGAGGGGAUCAAGGAAGAGGAAGAUGCGCAAAUGGACCCCGAAGAAGAAGAAGAAGUCCCUCCACCAGAACUAGCGGAGGAUGAGGAGUCCGGCGAGGAAGAUGACGGUGAUAGGCAGGGAAGCCCACCAGCUCAGGAGGAAAGGCAAGAAGACGUAGCCGACAAUAACGUGCAACUUGGCGCAGAGCCGGAAGAAGAAGAGCCCGAGGCUGUGGAGCCCCCCGAGGUCCGACUUGCGCGAAUGAGAAUGAAAAAAAAAAAAAAUCAAUAA